AGGCCAUAUAAAAUACGUCCCUCUCUUCUUUCAUUGCCCUUUCAGUCUUGCUGAAGCACCUCUUUGAUCUCCUUCAACAGUCCAAGACUCGGAAACUAAUUCUCCAUAGAUUUAAAUGAAGACGAUGGGUGAGAUUCUCCAUGCCCGCGACGACUUCGACAUGCAACUGAUAGGGAAAUUCUUGAGCUUCGCUUCGAGAGGCGACCGAGUUGGACUGAACCAGAUGUUGAUCCAAGGCAUAUCUCCUGAUGUGCAAGACUACGAUAAUAGGACGGCGCUGCAUCUGGCGGCGAGUGAGGGUCACACUCCCAUUGUUGAGCUUCUCGUGUGCUACAAGGCCAACGUUAAUCUCCAAGACCGAUGGAAAAGAACUCCCCUGACAGAUGCAAGACUCUAUGGACAUCGAGAUAUAUGCAGGAUUCUUGAAGUGAAUGGAGCCAAUGACUUUACCAGUGAUCAGUUGAUGACCGUUCGACACGAACAAGAUUCAAAUGAUGUGAAGUUUGACAUGACGGAAUUAGAUACAGAUAGUUCAUCAGCGAUUCAACAGGGUUCAUUUGGUGAAUCUGAAAAGGUGAAGUGGCGUGGAAUCUGGGUCGUAAAGACCGUCGUCAAAAAAGACAUAUGUGCUCCUGUUAGGCCCGACCCUAGCACUGGGCAUGCUUGGCGACAGCCCAGGGCCGCAGAGCAAAUGGGGCACCAAAUGAUACUCUCUGCUAAGGAUAAUACUCUCUUACGGGAGCUUAGACAUCCCAAUAUAUUGCAGUUUCUUGGUUCAAUUGUGCAGCAAGAGGAGAUGGUUCUAAUUACCGAGUAUCUACCAAAAGGCAAUCUCGAGGAUAUUUUGACGCAAAGAACACGUCUUGAUGUGCCUACGGCUCUACGCUAUGCACUUGAUAUUGCUAGGGGAAUGAACUAUCUUCAUAAGCACGUGCCAUCCCCAAUAGUUCACAGCCAUUUGAGUACCAGAAACUUAUUUCAGGAUGAAGGUGGCCACUUGAAGAUUGGGGAGUAUUGGGUUCAAAUGUUGCAUGAACAAAUUAACCCAGAUCAAAAUGGAAGGCAAAACAGUGAUGGGACACAGGAUUUAACCAAGAUAGAUAUUUGGAGGUUCGGAUUCAUAUAUUAUCAGAUGCUAGAAGGAAUGCACUUCCAGACCAACACAAACUCUGAUCAACCCGAACUCGUUGAUUUUAAACCAAAAUUCCAUUUAAGUCGAUGUUCUAAUAGAAUUCAAGAGUUGAUAGGGAAAUGCUCAGGUCAUCCUUCUCGAAGACCCCCAUUCGAAGAAGUCAUACGUAUCCUAGAAGAGGAACUAUUGUCUGUGGGUAGAGGUGUGUGUCCAGUUUACUGCGUACAGAUGGAGAUGGGCAACAAGUGCACCAAAUAAGAUUUCUGGUUUGUCAUGUCACGGUAAAAAAGGAAAUUGCACGAAUCUAGUGGACCGAACAUUUUGUAACUAAUACUUUGUAUAAUGACGAGAUAAAAAGGGGUCUCUACUCUUUCGAUACUUUUUCCUGAGUGGAAAAGAAAAGAGAAGACUAUUCGGAAGCAACUUAGUUUGGUUGAGGAAAAAGUGGGGAAAGUAAUGCCAAUGUGCUUAUGUGCAUAAUUGAGAGUUUGAUUGCUAUGAAAAGAAAAACGUGCUGGGUGGACAGCCCCGUUCAUCUACUCAAUUAGGUAACUAAUAUAAGAAGAUCGGACUGAUCUCGAUCCGAUCAUACAAGAAAUUAUGUAAUUCGAUAAUCUUAAGAAACAGUGUAUGUGUAGGUAUGUGUUUGUACUUGGUGGUGGUGUAUGG
Rosa rugosa (rugosa rose) is the source of this 1801-nucleotide messenger RNA. Its product is annotated as integrin-linked protein kinase 1-like. NCBI's taxonomy places the organism in Eukaryota, Viridiplantae, Streptophyta, Magnoliopsida, Rosales, Rosaceae. Gene Ontology annotation, molecular function: protein binding; ATP binding; protein kinase activity. The transcript is spliced from 11 exons. The record is from RefSeq and is a predicted model, not a curated record. Bases 116 to 1390 code for a protein of 424 amino acids. Gene Ontology annotation, biological process: protein phosphorylation.